UUUCAGUUGCCAGCAAAGUGGAGACGCGAUCGCAAGUGGGUUCGGCAAACAGAUACUUUAGGAACGCAGCGCUGGCAAUCACCAUUAUUCUCCAGCAAGAUGUCUACUAAUUGGCGUGAACUGUUCCCCACCAAGCUGACGUUUAUGAUCUUCCUGCUGUAUAUGUCACUAUUCAUAGGGCAGGGCAUCUUUGUCACAGCAUCCCAGGAAUCAAACAACUCAUAUAGCUACAACACCGUCACCGUUGUCCUCCUAACAGAAGUCUUUAAACUGAUCGUCUCCACAUGCCUCUACUGCAGAGAGAACACCCUGCGUGCCUUGGUAAGGGACGUGCAUAAGGAUAGAAACGUACUGGGCCUGUAUAUGGUUCCAGCCUUCCUCUACUGCCUGUACAACAAUCUUGCCUUCGUUAACCUGGCCACGUUCGAUCCAACGACCUACUAUCUACUGCUGCAGUUGCGUGUCGUGGUUACUGGUAUUCUGUUCCAGAUUAUAUUCAAGAAGUACCUAUCUCAGCAACAAUGGAUCUCACUCAUUUUGCUGACGCUGGGCUGCAUGUUGAAGCAGAUCAACUUCGGAAGCUUUUACAGCGAUGCCAACGAUGACAGCGAAUCGGCCGCCAUUCAGCACCCACUGAAUAAUACGGCAGUUGACCAUCCGCAAGUGCAUGGAAAAAAUAUGUCAGGCUUCGAUUUUAGCCUGAGUGCUGUCUUCAUUCUUGCCCAGACCAUUUGCUCGUGUUUGGCGGGAGUCUACAAUGAAUAUCUUUUGAAAGAUAAGGGCGCGGAUGUGAACAUUUUUGUUCAGAACGUUUUUAUGUACUUGGACUCGAUCGUCUGCAAUGCUGUGAUUCUGCUGAUACGCGGCGAGCUGUUGGACGCUUUUAGCCCUCACAAUUUGGCAUCUAUCAUGCGGUUCAGUGUGCUGAUCAUUAUCGUGAACAACGCUGCCAUUGGAAUUGUUACAAGUUUCUUCCUCAAGUAUAUGAACUCCAUUUUAAAGACAUUUGCCAGUGCCUUGGAGCUGCUCUUUACUGCGGUGCUGUGCUACUUCCUUUUCUCCAUACCCAUUUACAUGAACACUGCGCUGGCUAUCGCGGUGGUCUCCUAUGCCAUCUACCUGUACACCAAAAGUCCGGUAGUUAACCUGGGCAAGAUUCGCCCACUUCAAAGCUUGAGUGAGGCAUCCGCCAAGUCCACGGACAAAAAGAAGCUACUCGACGAGGAGGGGGCCGAUUCGGACUUGGACAUAGUGUAGUACUGAAGCUUUUAGCUCUUAGCUAGUCCUAGACAUAAGCUUAGGCUGUAAAUAGUUGUGGAAAAGUGCCUGCAGAUGUUUUGAACGCAAGAUAAUUGUAUUGGACGAUAGGCUUUGUGCAAUGCGAGUUAGUGGCUUGUAAAUAACAAAACUUUUGCUUUCUAGCAUAAGAUUCUCAGCGAAACAAAUAUAUUUGGUUAACAUUA
This is a messenger RNA of Drosophila ananassae, 1463 nucleotides long. RefSeq names its product UDP-galactose transporter senju (gene senju). The transcript is spliced from 3 exons. Gene Ontology annotation, biological process: pyrimidine nucleotide-sugar transmembrane transport. Bases 100 to 1257 code for a protein of 385 amino acids. NCBI's taxonomy places the organism in Eukaryota, Metazoa, Arthropoda, Insecta, Diptera, Drosophilidae. The record is from RefSeq and is a predicted model, not a curated record. Gene Ontology annotation, molecular function: UDP-galactose transmembrane transporter activity. Gene Ontology annotation, cellular component: Golgi membrane.